Molecule: messenger RNA, 201 nt
Organism: Phytophthora nicotianae INRA-310
Lineage: Eukaryota; Oomycota; Peronosporomycetes; Peronosporales; Peronosporaceae
Exons: 2
Coding region: 1-201 (66 amino acids)
Source: RefSeq, a predicted model, not a curated record
AUGGUCGACACGGACGAGGACCCCGUGGCCGUGGUUGUGUUUGGUGUGCCGGACGAGAUUGAACAGGACGUCGCUGAUGAACAGGGGCAGGAAAACGGAGGAGAUGAAGAGGAUCUUCCGGUACUAGAGCUAGAUGAUCGAUACGGUGGAGAUCGCGGACGAAACGAAGGUGGAGAACUUCGAGAGGGAUGCAAGUACUGA